CCAAACAUUCAUCUACGGGGAACACUCACGAUGCUAGGGCCUAUCAAAAUUAUAUUUAUUUUUUCAACAUUUUUUAUUAGUUCUGGUCUUGCUGAGCGCCCAAUUGUGCAAACUAAACAGGGUGUGUUGGAAGGAGUAUGGCAAACUUCUGCCAAAGGUGCUCAGUAUGCAGCGUUCAUGGGCAUUCCUUUUGCUCAACCACCAGUAGGGGAGCUGCGAUUUGAGCCGCCUCAAGACCCUGAGCCGUGGGACGGUGUAUGGGACGCAGGUGAUUUCGGUCCCUCCUGCAUCGCCUUCGAACACGAACUUGAGCCUGGAACUGAUCGUCAGGGAUUCACAGUUGGCCAAGAGGAUUGUCUCUAUUUGAAUGUUUAUACGCCGCGGCUGCCGAAAGAGGGUGAACCGAGUCCUAAGUUUGACGUAAUCCUUUACAUUCAUGGUGGAGCUUUUAUGUUCGGAGGAGGGAAAUACUACGGAGCAAAAUACAUCGUCGACAGAAAUGUGAUAUUUGUCACAAUCAAUUACAGACUUGGACCGAUGGGAUUUCUGAGCUUUGAGGAUGAAGUAGUGCCUGGAAACAAUGGACUUCGGGAUCAAGUCAUGGCCAUGAAAUGGGUCAACAGAAAUAUUUACAAAUUUGGAGGUAAUCCUGACAGCGUGACACUCGCGGGUCUUUCUGCCGGCGGCGCCAGUGUGCAUUACCAUUACUUAUCUAUGAUGCCGCGAGGACUGCACAAGAAUGGAAUAUCUAUGAGCGGAACCGCCACGUGUUCUUGGGCUUUAGUUGAAAAUGCGAGAGAAAAGGGCAUGCAAUUUGCAAGCAGCGCUGGUUGUGACGUUGAGAAGGAUUCUGAACAGAUUUUAAAAUGUUUAAAGCAAAGACCAGCGGAAAGACUCAUCAAAGCCGUAGAACAGUUCUUUGUAUGGAAGUAUUCACCGUUUACACCAUUUGGGCCAGUAGUGGAGAGGAAACGGUCUCCAAACUAUGACCCGUUUUUGGUGCUUCCUCCUGAAGAUAUAGUGCUGUCAGGAAGGAUGCGACGCCUCCCGUGGAUGUUAGGAAUUGUCGACGCAGAGGGGCUCUAUCCUGUUGGAACUUUUAUCAAUGAUGAGGUCGAACUAAAGAAAUUUGAUCGUGAAUUUGAUGAAUUAGUGCCACAUCUGCUCCACUUCCAAGAUUCGGUGGAGCCUGCUGAUAAACGGGAUGUUGCAAGAAAAAUUAGAAGAGAAUAUUUUGGAGACCGAGAAAUCAAUAAGAACGUGGCAAAGGAUAUAAUUAAGAUGGCUUCUGAUCGCCUUUUUGUUUACGACUCGCAAUGGACCGCUAAAUUCCAGAGCCAAUUUGCGCCGGUCUUCUUUUACAAAGUCAGCCGCCGCCCACCUUUCAGUUUGAGCAACAUUAUGACAGGAUCUAAUGAAGACUAUGGCACGAGCCAUGUUGACGAUGGCACUUACUUUAUCAACAUGACAUUUUUAAGCUUUGAAAAAUCAGAGGAGGACGAGAAAUUUACUGAAAUGAUGCUUGAUCUUUGGACUACGUUUGCACAGGAUGACCUAAUGAUGCCAAUGAGUGAAGAAAUGGAAUGGGACUGGCUGGAGUAUGAUAAAGACUUCAAUUACGUACUUCUAGACAAAGCACCGGGCCGUACUGAAUAUGACAAUGAUAUGGGAAAUGCAAAAUUUUGGAGUACAUUACCCCUUAAUGAGGGACUUCAAAAACUCCAUCAAAAAUCUAAAAGUGGAGCCAAGGAUGAACUGUAGACAGAGUUGAAUUACAAAAUCAAUUAUCUUAA
Molecule: messenger RNA, 1793 nt
Organism: Cloeon dipterum
Lineage: Eukaryota; Metazoa; Arthropoda; Insecta; Ephemeroptera; Baetidae
Product: venom carboxylesterase-6-like
Exons: 8
Coding region: 31-1761 (576 amino acids)
Source: RefSeq, a predicted model, not a curated record